Molecule: messenger RNA, 1504 nt
Organism: Myiozetetes cayanensis
Lineage: Eukaryota; Metazoa; Chordata; Aves; Passeriformes; Tyrannidae
Gene: CEP57L1
Product: centrosomal protein 57 like 1
Exons: 10
Coding region: 1-1401 (466 amino acids)
Cellular component (GO): centrosome
Molecular function (GO): gamma-tubulin binding; microtubule binding; identical protein binding
Source: RefSeq, a predicted model, not a curated record
AUGGAUUCUGAAUCAAAGAACAGUUUCAUAGGAAGCUUUCUUCAGCCACCAGAUCGGAUGCUUCCUGCAGCCUUUGCUUAUAUAGAAUCAAAGAAGUUGGCAGCUGUUGCUGGUGACAGGCCUUCUAUCCCAAAUAACCAGGCUGUAGUGGCAGCCCUGAAAACUCUUCAAGAAAAGAUCCACCGUCUAGAGCUGGAGAAGUCACAGGCUGAAGCUGAUCUGUGCAGCCUCUCCAGAGCAGCUGCUCAGUAUAAGAAGGCCUUUGAGCUCGAAUCCUAUGAGAAGGACACAGCACAUCAGGAACUGAUGCAACACAGGAAAGAUGCAAGUGAGCAGUUAAAUGCAGCACAAUCCCGCUGCUCCCUGCUGGAGAAACAGCUGGACUACAUGAAGAAAAUGAUUUCCAGUGUGGAACUGGAAAAGAAAAUUAUUUUAAAACAACAGGCCCAGCUGCGGAAAGAGGAAGAUCAGAACUGGCUGGAACUGCAUGCAAAACUUGAAAAGCUUGAAAUACUAGAAAAAGAGUGUCUUAAACUUACUGCUACUCAAAGAAUUGCUGAAGACAAGAUCAAACACUUAGAAGAAAAGAUUUGUAAGGAAGACCAUCAGCAUAAGCUACUACAAGAUAAAAAAUCUCAGCUCCAAACAGAAUUUCAUACAAACAGAAUUUUGAUGUCUUCGGCAACAUCUCAACAUGAACCUGAAGAGGAAAAUGGGAAGAAGAAAAAGCCUAAGAAGAGAAGUCCUACAAUGAAGAAAAUGCACCUUUCACAAUUACAUGUAAAGGCUGGUGAACUACCUUUUGUGGCUGGGAAGUCCGUCAGCUCCAGCCAUUCUGUCAGCGCAAACGUACAAAGUGUGCUGCAUAUUAUGAAGCACCGCAAUCCGUGUGUCUCAUCACAAAGAGGAGCUACGUCUGGGAUUUGCAGACACAGUGCCCUUUCAAAGUCUGUAUCAUCUUGUUCCGCGUCACCUACUGCCACCACAAGCCUUUCAGGCCUUCUGCUGGCCACGCAAGAUGAGCUGGGCCAAAUGAGCUCUGAGUAUCAAGAACUUCUGAAGCAGAUACAGGAGACUCAAGACUCCAGAGUUCGUGAAGGCCUGGAACAGGAGCUGGAUUGCCUUGUAAAACAAAUGGAGAUUAAAGGAGAACAAAUAUCCAAGCUGAAAAAGCAUCAAGCUACUGUGUGGAAAUUAAAGAGAAAAACUCAGAAAUUGAAGCAAGGGGCAACUCAUGUCAAAACAAAAUGUGGUGACCAAAAGGAAGGAACAGAGAUUGGAGUCACUGUAAAGGAAAGGAGGUCUAAAUCUUGUCCUGGGCAGAAAAGCAGAAGCUCUCUUCAGCUGCUAAAAACUGUGAGGAAACUUCAAUCAUCUCUGAAAAAAGAUGAUAUCAUCUGAGAAUAAUAGUUCUGAAGUAUGCUAUAUUAGAAGUUUGUGAAGUUGUCUAACACCUAACAGAUUUUUAAUUGCACAAAUAGAAAAAUUUUAAAAAUAAAAUAGA